UACCCCGAUUUUGUUUCUCGGUCGUUUGUGGUUUCCUCCUUUGUUCUGUGGAUGGCUGGAAUGAACUUCAAUGGAACGGCUGUGUGGUGGAUUGGAUGGAACGGAACGGAAAAUGGAAAAUGGAACAUUCCAUUGAAUCGCAUCCGUCUGAAUGUGCAUUUUCCCCGAAACCCCCGCAAGUGUGGGGAAGCGGAAUCCGCGAGCUCACCGAGGGCAUCGAGCACGCGAUCCCCCCGGGGCGAGCGUCUCUGUUUCCGUCGUGGUUUGCACCGUCCGGCAGAGCCGCUCCGGGAAAUCCGGAAGGAAGUUCCAGCACUACCCCACCAGCGGGCCGGGACGGCAGCCACAGCAACAACAUUUCCAACAACAACAACAACAACAACAGCGGCAGCCACGGCGGUAGCUCGUUUUCGCUCCUGGCUGCCCUCGUGGAACUGGUGGACACCCUGUGCUUUCACUGGAAAAAGACGGGGGGCCUGUACGACGCAAGCCUUUCGGACCCGCCGUUGACCUGUCGGUACCGCCGGAAGCACACCUUUGCGGUGAGCCGGUCGAGGUCCAACAAGGGGGUGGAGGCAACGCUCUGGGACGUCCCGCAGUGGUCGGAGGRGGSCGUGGAUUCCCGCUCCGGGACGGAGGCCACCGAAMKGMCGCGCCGCGACACGGGCAAGAACAAAAGCAAAAGCAGCCGGCACAAGCAGCUGCUGGUCUUCAACACACACCUGGACCCGUGGCAUCCCUCCAAUCGAAAGAAACAAAUCGGCGAACUCCUCYGCUUUGUGGAAGACACGCUGUCUUCGAUCGAGCGGGCGUCCGGAAACGCACGGGGCUGCUACGACUGGUCCCAGACGGCCGUCCUGGUACUCGGCGACUUCAACGUCAAGGCCGGUUCGGAGGAAUACAUGGAACUGCUGGGGGCGGGCKCUUCCGAGCCAAGCCUUCCGUCGGCAGACGGUCCUCCGUGCRGGGAUGACGCUCCCUGCCUCGGCUGGAUCGAUUAUUUUGCCCUUGACCACGGAGCACACGAAUCGCCGUCAUCGUCGAGGGGCAACAGCGAAACGCACGAGCAGGAGGAGCAGCAUCGGCAACAACAACAACAACAACAGCAACAACAACAGCAGCAGCAGCAGCACACGUACGCCCUGCAAAACUCCAUGGUAGAAUACCCCGGGGACUGCGGCCGCAUCGACUACGUCUUUGGAAUCCACCGCCUCUGGGCCCGCGGGGGGGCGGAGGGCCCCUCGAACCGGCCCCGCGAGUUUCUGCGGCUGGCGGUGGUCGACCGAUCGGUCCGGAAAGAACCGGUCGGCGACGAGUCCUCGGACCACUACGCCCUGGUCCUGGAGCUGGUUCCGGCCGUUCGUUAGCGCUAGAAGCCCCRCCGUGCUUCCGCCCAACCGAACUCGUUUUGGUACGCCGGUAGUGGAAUACGCUACACGUUAUCCAUUG
This is a messenger RNA of Pseudo-nitzschia multistriata, 1449 nucleotides long. The record is from the annotation of a GenBank genome assembly. Lineage: Eukaryota; Bacillariophyta; Bacillariophyceae; Bacillariales; Bacillariaceae.